Messenger RNA from Solanum lycopersicum (tomato), 3902 nucleotides. RefSeq names its product pentatricopeptide repeat-containing protein At1g63330-like. The record is from RefSeq and is a predicted model, not a curated record. Lineage: Eukaryota; Viridiplantae; Streptophyta; Magnoliopsida; Solanales; Solanaceae. Gene Ontology annotation, molecular function: protein binding.
CAUUUUAGUCAUGGACAUGAGUCACUCGAGAUUUUGCUGGCCCGUUCACAGAAAAAACUUCAAGAGCUUUGUUCGGCUCGCCGGAAAAAUCUUCGCCGACGACUUCUCUGGCGAAUUCCCGGAUGUGUGCUACCUUGCGCCUUAUGCGCAUCAAUUUUAAGGUAGGUCAUUUCCCCCUGUUUCGGACAUCAUUGUACACUUCACAAUUGUUAGUCUUACACUCCCUCACUCCACCCCACAAAACCAUAAACCCUAAAGUUUCCAGGUUUUCUACUGAUAGCUCAUAUUGUAGUUCAAAAUCAUUAGUGUUUGUAAAAGGGUAUGAUUUUCUUGAGCAAUUUACCCCUUUUAAAAAUUUAGCAAAAUCUUGUACUUACACUGUCAUUACCUCAAAUGAGAAGCGUAAAAUUAUUGUGGGGUUGUCAAGAAUGAUAAAAGAUGAAAACGGUUGGCUUUUGGAAGCAUUUUCAAGAGAUUUUUGCCCAUCAUUUUUGGUAAAAAUUAUGAAGUUGUUUGAUGAUAGAGAAGUCGCAUUUGCAUUUUUUAAGUACGUUCUUCAAGAUUAUUCUGAGAAUACUCUGAAGUCAUGUUGUAUUAGUGCGCAUGUUUUGGCUGCUGAGGAGUUGAGGCUAUUGGCACAGGAUAUGCUUUCUUGGAUCAUUAGGAAGGUUGGAAAAUGUAGGAGUGAUGAAGUGGUGGAGUUCAUGUGGAGGGAGCAUUAUAAGUAUGAGAGUGAAUUUUCUGUUCUUGAUUCAUUAAUGCGGGCUUUUUUAACCGCAGAAAUGGUUUCGGGUGCAUUAGAGAUUUGGAGUAAGAUGAGAGACAAUGGGUUGAGGCCGAGUUCAUCUGCUGUCUGCAUCCUAUUUAAGUUGUUGCUUAGGAUCGGUGAUUAUGGUAGUGUCUGGAAGUUAUUUCGGGACAUGUUGCAAAAAGGGCCUCGUCCUACUGACGCUCUCUUUAAUGCAAUGAUUCUUGGAUAUUGUAGAAAAGGUAGGCUUCAGACAGGAGAAAGUUUGUUUCAUCUGAUGCGGAAGUUUGGAUGUGAGCCAGAUGUUUUUACAUAUAAUAUUUUGAUCAAUGCUUACUGUACCAGGGGAUGGACUUCAGAUGCAUUGGAAUGGGUGCAUAUGAUGGUCGAACAUGGAUGUCAUCCUAGUAUCUCUACCUUUACUACAGUUAUCAGUGCUCUAUGUAAGGAAGGGAAUGUGGUGGAAGCCAGAAAAUUGUUUGAUGGAAUGCAAGAUGUGGGUGUCUUUCCUAGCACUGUCACGUAUAACGCUCUGAUGGAUGGCUAUGUCAAAGCUCGGGAUAUUUUUCAAGCAAGUAUGCUAUAUGAAGAAAUGAAAAGGAAGGGUGUAGCUCCAGAUGCUAUAACUUUUAACAUUUUGGUGGCAGGUCACUAUAAGUAUGGUAGGGAAGAGGACGGUGACCGGUUAUUAUGGGAUCUAACAGUGGGGGGACUUUCUUCAGAUUAUUUAUCAUCUGAUGUAUCUAUUGCAGGGUUGUGUUGGGUAGGAAGGUUAAAUGAGGCUGUGACAUUGUUGGAUAAUCUGCUAGAAAAGGGGAUACCUGUUAGUGUAAUAGCUUUUAAUUCCAUUAUUGCUGCAUACAGCAAAGAAGGGUUAGAAGAAAAGGCAUUUGAAGUCUAUAAUAUUAUGGUUCAAUUUGGUCAGUCUCCUUCAGCUUUGACAUGUGCUUCUCUGCUCCUCAGCUUGUCAAUGACGGGGAGGCUGCAAGAAGCAAGAGAUUUAAUGGCUAAGAUGAUUACAAUGUCCUUCCCUAUUAACAUAACUGCUUGCACUGUGCUUCUGGAUGGUUAUUUUAAGAAAGGGGAUGUAAUGGGAGCUAGAACAUUGUGGGAAGAGAUGGAAAAGAUGGGAAUCGCACCUGAUGCUGUUGCUUUUUCUGCAUUAAUAGAUGGGCUUGUCAAAGCUGGCUCUGUUGGAGACGCUUAUGAUGCCUUUCUUCAGAUGAUUAGGAAAGGACUUGUACCAAAUAAUUUUGUUUAUAAUUCGCUAAUUACUGGUUUUUGUUAUAGCGGAAAUAUGAAUGAGGCUCAGAAAUUAGAAAGGGACAUGAGGGAAAGGGGUCUUCUCCCAGAUAUCUUUACAAUUAAUACCAUCAUUAAUGGUUUCUGCAAACAGGGAAGGAUGAAACUUGCUACUGAUUGUUUCGUGGAAAUGCAUCGAAGUGGUUUACAGCCUGAUAUUGCUACGUAUAACACCUUGAUCAAUGGAUUCUGUAAGGCAUUCGAUGUGGUUAAUGCAGAUAACUUUAUGACAAGAAUGUAUGCCAGUGGAUGGGAACCUGACAUCACAACCUACAAUAUAAGGAUUCAUAGUUUCUGUAGUACUAGGAGGAUAAAUCAAGCUGUUAUGAUUCUGGAUGAGCUUGUAUCUGCUGGUGUGGUGCCAAAUACUGUUACAUACAACAUUAUGAUGAAUAGUGCUUGCAAUGACAUAUUGGACCGUGCAAUGAUUUUGGCUGCAAAGUUGCUUAAGAUGGCGUUCAUUCCAAAUACUGUUACAGCUAAUUUACUACUUUCUCAUCUAUGGAAGCAGGGACUACCUCAGCGUGCGUUGGUUUGGGGGCAGAAGUUGAGCGAAAUUGGAUUUGAGUUUGACGAAAUAACACAUAAAAUAUUGGACAAAUCUUCUCAUUGUAUACAAGAAAACACAGAUUAUUGUACAGAAACAACAGAGAAGAGUCUUUUUCUAGACUUCCUCAUGUACAUUACCUACGACCACAUACGUAGAAGUAGGGCUUAUAGUGAUAAUAAUGACAGCUCUUUCGAACUAGUUGAAGAUGGACCUUGUGGGUCCUUCAAGUUAGUCAAUAAGGCUACUGUUUAGCAAUCUGAUGAAAGAGCAAGAAACUGAAUGACUACCAGCCCGGAAAUUCUUGUGGAAAUGAAAACAGAAAAACCAACUGAAACAACCAAUGUAGCUUCAGUAAAGUUUUCAAAUGCUGAAGAAGCUUGAAUUUCUUUUAACCGGAGAUGCUUCCCAACAUUGAAGUUGGUAAUUGCGUCAUGAAGCUGCAGUUGCUAUGGCAAGUUGCAAUAUUUAUGAAUGCUGGAAUCUGGACAGGUUUUGUGAGAUGGCUUAUGGGGUCAACUAGAAAUGGUUUGGAGAUCCAAAUUGUGCCCAGAGGACUGCUUGAAAAAGAUUCUGUGAUGACUCCUCUAUCACUCCUCUGUGCACCUGCGGGAGAAGAGACUUAGAUGCUGCUCUAUGUACAGAAUUUCCCUGAAGUUUUCUUGAGUUGAUAAUGAAGGUUAUCGAAAGUAAAUUAUUGCUUGUUCUGGAUGUGCCUAAAGAUUUUAUUCUGAAAAGGAACUAUUAUGAAGAAUGAUAAAAUAUCAAGAGCUGCGUUAUGGGAAACACAGCGACAGCAGUAGAUUUCCGAGGAUCUUGAAUUUGUUAUUGUAAGGUUUUACCAACUGGUAUCAAUCAAAAAAGACCUGGUCCAAACAGCGCGAAAUGAAUGAUUGGGAUUCAUAUGCAGACCCAACUAGCCUGGAAUUUGUUGUUGUUGAUGUUUGUAAACCUCCCAACAAUGAUGGAGCUGGAUGUGCGAAGUGCUUUGUCCAAACUACUGGUGAUCAGUGCCAUUAUGGUCCUUUGAUCUGGAGACUGUUGGAAUGGCUGGACAAAGUUCUUGUUCCUUGUGCAGUAUCAUGGCUAUGCCGAAAAUAGAAGCUGUUCUGGACUUUGGAGGAAGCUGGAAAGUAUAUAGCCCGAGUAGUAUCAGUAAGUCUCCACACAAUAGGUGUGGGUUCGAUCCCCACUACUCUUUUCCCCUUCCCCAGCCCCGACACCCUUAUGUAUUAAAAGAAAAAGAGUCGCAUAAUUGAUCAACAACAGUCCUUGCUUAUUUGUAUGAAGUUAGUUUUUAAUCCU